This is a messenger RNA of Fundulus heteroclitus (mummichog), 6349 nucleotides long. RefSeq names its product proprotein convertase subtilisin/kexin type 5a (gene pcsk5a). Gene Ontology annotation, biological process: peptide hormone processing. The transcript is spliced from 37 exons. The record is from RefSeq and is a predicted model, not a curated record. Gene Ontology annotation, molecular function: serine-type endopeptidase activity. Gene Ontology annotation, cellular component: Golgi membrane; trans-Golgi network. Lineage: Eukaryota; Metazoa; Chordata; Actinopteri; Cyprinodontiformes; Fundulidae. Bases 1 to 5529 code for a protein of 1842 amino acids.
AUGGGCCAGAUUGGAGACUUGAGGGGUUACUACAGCUUCCGUCACCAGCAGACAAUAAAUCGUUCCACCGAAUUCAACAAAGAAGUGACUAAUCACCUUGCAAAGGAGACAAAGGUGAAAUGGCUCCAGCAGCAGGUGGUGCUAUGGAGAGUAAAGAGGACCUCCAGAAGUAGUCAUGUCCAUGCUGCUGAUCUUGUGACUGAUCAUCCAUCCAUUCAUCAGUCUAACGUCAACCACACUGUGCACUUUGGCUGGCCAUUGUGGAAUAACCUGUGGUACACUCGCUGCAGCGAGGCAAAUGGCUGCCUGUCGGGUAUGAACAUUGCAGCGGCCUGGAGGAGAGGCUACACUGGGAAGGGUGUGGUGGUGUCUGUCCUAGAUGAUGGCAUUGAGAGAGAGCAUCCAGAUCUGAAGCCAAAUUAUGACCCACUUGCCAGCUGUGAUGUGAGCGAACAGGAUCAAGAUCCCUCUCCAAGUUAUUCCAACGACGCAGCCAACUCCCAUGGGACUCAGUGUGCUGGGACAGUGGCUGCAUCUGCAAAUAACUCUCUGUGCACAGUUGGAGUCUCAUUCCACGCACGGAUAGGAGACAUCCGUAUGCUGGGAGGAGACGUGACAGAUAUUGUGGAAGCCCUAUCGCUGAAUUUCAGGCCACAGUACAUUGAUAUAUAUUUAGCCAGCUGGGGGCCAGCUGAUGAUGGGGCCACUUUGGAUGGACCUGGACCUCUUGCUCGUCUUGCUUUACAGAGUGGCAUUAAGAAAGGCCGGCAGGGAAGGGGAUCAAUUUUUGUUUGGGCCUCAGGGAAUGGAGGGCGAAAAGGCGACCACUGCUCUUGUGAUGGCUACAGCAGCAGCAUAUACACAAUUUCUGUAAGCAGCGUCAGCCAGCAUGGAAUCCGUCCAGAAUCCUUAGAAGAAUGCUCCUCGACACUGGCAGCAGCAUAUAGUGGUCCGGAGACAGAAGAAAUGAUAUCCCUUGGACCACAGCAGAGAUGUAGCAGGACUCUGUCAGGAACCUCCCUCUCCUCCUCGUUAGUUGCCGGCGUAAUUGCUCUUACUUUGGAGGCCAACCCUCUCCUAACCUGGAGGGAUGUGCAGCACAUCAUCAUCCGAACAUCAAAAGCUCAUCAUCUUGCUGCUCCUGACUGGCGGUACAAUGGAGCCGGAUACAAAGUGAGCCACCUGUACGGCUUUGGCCUGCUGGAUGCUGAGAGCAUGGUGAAGGAGGCUGAGCGCUGGAAACAAGUCCCAGAACAGCAUGAGUGUGUGGAGGAAGAGGCCAUCCAGCUGAGCAGAAUUAUUCAUCCCGGCUCAGUGUUGACGUCUGCGUACGAGACCACCGGCUGCUCCGGCGAGGCCUCGCGGCACGUUGUUUAUGUGGAGCACGUCGUAGUCCGCGUAACCAUCACUCACAGCCGUCGCGGCGACCUUUCCAUCACGCUUAUGUCACCUGCAGGCACUGUGUCGCAGCUGCUGGCUCACAGGCCUCUUGACAACUCCACUGAAGGAUUUCAGAACUGGGAAUUCAUGACAGCUCAUUCCUGGGGGGAACAGGCAGCGGGGGAAUGGACUUUGAAAAUCAAGGAUACUCCCUCUCAGAAGCGAGACAGCGCUGAAUUAGGCAUGCUGAAAAAGUGGUCUCUGGUGAUUUAUGGCACUGCAGAGCAGCCGUAUCCCAUGCACCAUCAGCGAGCCCGAUCAGCUGAGCUCUCCGUGGAUAGUGAUCUCAUUGAAGGGGAUGACGGACCCUGCGACCCAGAAUGCAGUGACGACGGUUGUGACGGGCCUGGCCCUCAGCAGUGUGUCACAUGUCUGCACUUUUUUCUGAAGUUCAAGAACAACUCAAGGUUGUGUGUGUCAGAGUGUCCCAGUGGGUUCUGGGGUGACCGGAGGCGCUGUAAGAGAUGUUACUCUUCGUGUGCGAGCUGUACUGGGAGUCGGAGCAACCAGUGCACUUCCUGUGUAUCUGGUCAUCACCUGACAGAGGGAACCAAUACCUGCACAGCCUCCUGUGGAGAUAACUACUACCUGGACCAUGAAGCGGAUAUGUGCAAGAAAUGCAGUGAAAACUGCUUGAAGUGCACCUCAUACAGCAUCUGCACAGAAUGCAAACCAGGCACAAGUCUGCAGGGGAACCGGUGCCAGCGGAGCUGUGACGACGGCUUCUACCAUGACACUCAGGAAGAAACAUGCCGGCCCUGUCACAAGGCCUGUGCUACCUGUGCAGGGGCAGGGGUUGAUGCGUGCAACCGUUGUGCAAAAGGUUUCUUGAUGGAGGAGUGGAGGUGUGUGUCCUCCUGCAGCGCUGGCUUCUACGCCACACAGCCAAGCCCGGAGAUAGCGGAUGGCCAGAGGAUAUGUAGGAGGUGCGACUCCAGCUGUCUCACCUGUACCGGGCCGGGUUGGCAGAACUGCAGCAGCUGUUCCAGCGGUCAUCGCCUCCAGGAUGGAGUGUGUGUAGUCAACACUGAGUGCACAGAUGGAGAGUAUCAGGGCAGCGAUGGGGCGUGUCGUGCAUGUGAUGCAACGUGCCUGAAGUGCACAGGGCCGCAAAGGGAGGACUGCAUCAGCUGUGGCUCUUCACAGGCUUUAGAAGAGGGACGCUGCGUGGUGGAAUGCGCAAAGGGAAAGUACCGCUCAGGUGGACAGUGUCACCUGUGUGACCACACCUGCGCCACAUGUACGGAUGCAGGGCCUGCCAACUGCACCAGCUGUGACACAGAUAAGUUUGGACUGGAACGUUACCUGCAUCAAGGCCUGUGCCUGGACGCCUGUCCUGAAGCCUUUUACCACACUAGUAAGAGAACCUGUGAGCCCUGUUCGGAAAACUGUCGGCUCUGCUCCGGCCCAAACCACUGCCUGCAGUGUAACUCCUCCUACUACGUGUCCGAUGGACGGUGUUUGAAGCUGGAGUGUGGAGAAGGGGAGGUGGAGGAUCCAGAUUAUGACGACUGUAUGGCCUGUGAGGAGGGAUGCAGGAAGUGCGUCCCGUAUAACCCCAGGCACUGUCUGUCCUGCAUUGAGGGCUUUUACAACUUUCAGGAUGGCUGCUACAAAAACUGCCCAGCGAAGACGUACAGCAUGGAGGAGACGAUGACCUGUGCUCCAUGUGAGGACAACUGCAUGAGCUGUGAUGAACACGAGUGUUACUGGUGUGAGACGGACCUGUUCUUGUCAGAGGGAAAGUGUGUCUCGGUGUGUCCCGAUGAUUUCUACGGCAAUGAAGACUUUAACGAGUGUGAGGAGUGUCACCCAGAUUGUGCGACGUGUGGUGGCCCGGAGAACACCGACUGUCUGUCGUGUGAAGAGGGGAGGACGCUUGAAAACGGGGAGUGUGUGCCAGACCACGCGGUCUGUCCCAUUAAGACCUUUCUCAACGAUUAUGGAGAGUGUGAAGCCUGUCACCCAUCCUGUGAAUUCUGCUCUGGACGGGAGAAGAACCAGUGCACCAAAUGUGGAAAAGGGAGAUUUCUGACCAUGCAGCAGACAUGUGUGUCGAAGUGUCCUGCGGGCUUCUUUGCCGAGCGACUGAGCGGCAUGUGUGAGGCCUGCCCCCAGGGCUGCUUGCAGUGUGUCGAUGCUCAGCGCUGCAGCCGCUGUCAGGGCUCUCGCAAGGCUCCGUUGUUCCUGCAGAACGGACAGUGUGUUACAGCGUGUGUCAGGGGUUAUCCUGCAGGCCAGCUGUGUCUCAGCUGUGCAGUCGGCUGUGCGUCCUGUGAGAUGAACGCCACUCACUGCCUGACCUGCAACGAGCCUCUCCUCCUGCAUGAUCACCAGUGUGUGCAGGAGUGUCCUCCGGCGCACAUUGUUCAAGAUAAGGAGUGCCAUCACUGCCCCCCGGCCUGUCAGGACUGCAACCCCCUCGGACAGUGCACAGGCUGUCAGGAGUAUCACUUUCUCCAUGAGGGCCUGUGUGUGCAAGACUGUCCGGAGAGGUUCUUUGAGGACAACGAGCGCGGAGAGUGUGUGCGCUGUCACGUCGACUGUGCUCUCUGUGACGGGCCGAAUGGCAAUGACUGCGAUGCCUGCGUCCAGCCGGAGGCCACCCUGCACAACGGAGCCUGUCUGGCGCCCUGCCCCUCAAGCACAUACAGGGAAGCAGUUACAGGAGAGUGUAAAGACUGUGACGCCUCGUGCCUCGCAUGUUUUGGGCCCCACAUGAGUUCCUGCACCAGCUGCAGGGGGUCUCAAAAACUGGACGCCCACAACCGCUGUGUCCCGUUGGCCAACAAGUGCUCGCCUCACCAGUACGCAGACGAGGACAGGGAAUGCCAACCUUGCCACAAAUACUGCCACAGGUGUUCAGGUCCAGGCAAAAACCACUGUUUGAGUUGCAAUCAGGGACACUUUCUGCUCGAUGGUGUCUGUGUCAGCGACUGCCCAACGGGCUACUAUGAGGAGGAGUCGAAAUGCGAGCCGUGCCACACUUCCUGUCAGUCCUGCGUUGGAAAGCAGAGCCACCAGUGCCUCACCUGCAAAGCCCACCUGUUCCGAGAUGCCAAAGAGUGUGUGGAGACCUGCCAGCACGGUCACUAUGGAAACCCUGUCUCAAGGAUUUGUGAAAAGUGCGACCCAAGUUGCAGCGAGUGCAUUGAGGGUGGGGAGGAGGGCUGCCUGAGCUGCGUUUCAGGCCUCGUCUACUUGCGGAAAGAAGGCCGCUGCUUGCUGUCGUGUCCUGAGGGUUACCAUCAUGACCUUGCACACAGGACCUGUGAGCCCUGCCAUGCUGGAUGCAGAACAUGCUCAGGAAAAGUUUCCCUGACCUGUGACUCAUGCUACCCUGGAUACCUGCUGUCGGAUGGAAGGUGUGAGUCUGUGUGCAACAUGGGCCAGUACCCUGUUGUAAAGGGCGGAGAUGCCAUGUGUGAAGACUGUGACGGCUCUUGCCUGGAGUGCCGGGGGCCCGGUCCGUUCAAUUGCACCUCCUGUGCUGAUCAAGCAAUCUUAGAAGCUGCCGGUCGUUGUCUGCUGUGUUGCCGCCAUGAUGAGGAAGGGAAGGACAUGGAAACGCCACAGCAGGAUUGUUGCAACUGCACUGAGACACGAGGAUAUUGCAUCCUCAGUACUAAUUUGGCAUUCAGGAAUGAAGAUGAAGACGAGUACAGAGGGAACCUAACCAUCUUCAUCAUCGCCUCCAUUCUGCUCGUUUUGGGCCUAGUCGGCGUCGUCUUCCUCAUCAGACACUCCCGGUCGAAAAGCGGCCCCUCGGACCUCCCUCCCCGUGGGUACAAAAAGCUCGGUUCCGGCGGCGGGUUCGGAGGCGGCAGCAUAUACAGCGGCUACAACACCGGCUCCUCUACAUCCUACGGCGGCUCCUCCGGAGGCCGAUUCCAAGAAGCGGAGCUGGUCGACAUCGGCCCGCGUCGCUCAGGGAACAAAGACGAUGACGACGACGAUGACGACGACGAUGAGGACAUUGUUUACAUGGGCCAGGACGGCACGGUGUACAGAAAGUUUCGGUACGGACAGCUGGGGGAUGACAACGAGGACGAGCUGGAGUACGACGACGAGAGCUACACGUUCAGAUAAAGCUUAAGAAGCGAAAAAAAGAGAAGCACUCUUCUGUUUUCCUCUAGACAUUUCUGCCUCUCUUAUUUUCUCCUCUGCACUGUUAUUCUCGCUCUGCCUAGAGGGACAGAUCUAUUUAUCCUUCUUUGAAUGAGCUCAGACAAAUGAGACGUGAGAAGCUAUUUAUAAUGAGCAGCAUUUUAUGACUGCUAUCCAUUCACCAAAUGAAAUGUGCUGGAGAAAUAAAUCCAUAUUUACCAUGCUUAAUGGGGACAUGUUAUGCUGGUUUCAUAAUUUCCAUGAGACUGCAUGUGGCUGUCAUCGGUCUACAGCAGUUAAUUGGCAUUUAUGUCCUACAGUCCAAAAAGGUUAAGGGAGGUUUCAGUCAUUUGGUAAGGCUAUAAUAGCUUUUUUAAGGGAUGUAUAGAGCAUUUUAAAGUUUAUGAAGGCUAUUAUUGAAUCUCAAAUGGACUGACUCUAUUCUUACAGGUAAAUAACGUUUAAAGCAUGGCCUGUGGAUUCCUGUUUUGACCAAUCUCAAUCUCAAUUCCUUUUUUUUCUUUUUUUAUUAUUUUGAUUUUGCUAGGACUAUUGACCUUUAUUUGCAGUAAUCAGCCAGGAAAUAGACAGCGAGAGAAAUGGGUACGACAUUGCCUUCGUAUACGGAGUGCCCACUCUACUUCUACAGCACAAACCACCCCUUGAUUUUCUGUCUAAGAACUAUAACACAUGUAAACUGAUUUGCACAAACUUUGUAUUAAUUAUACAGCUAAAUGGAACUAAUAUAUACCUUAAAAUGGAAAAAAACAAAAGAACAAUUUGCUGCCGGUUCCAGGGUGUG